GUGUAUGUAUCCAAAGAUAGGAACUGGGUUAAAAAGAACUGUACUCACAAAUAACAAAAUAAAACAGAGGGUCAUGAAGGUUUUCUGUGGAAGAGCCAAUCCGACUACUGGAGCCAUGGAGUGGUUAGAGGAAGACGAGAAUUAUGAUUACCACCAGGAAAUAGCAAGGUCCUGCUAUGCAGAUAUGUUGAAUGACAAGGACCGAAAUGUCAAGUAUUUUCAAGGUAUUCGUGCUGCAGUUGGCAGAGUGAAAGAGAGAGGGGAAAAAGCCAUUGUCCUGGACAUUGGGACUGGCACUGGCCUCCUGUCCAUGAUGGCAGUGACAGCAGGGGCUGACUUCUGCUAUGGGGUUGAGGUCUUUAAGCCAAUGGCCCUCACAGCUAUGAAGAUAGUGGAAAAGAAUGGCUUUGGGGACAAAAUAAAGAUAAUUAACAAGCAUUCGACCGAAGUCACCGUGGGAUCAGACGGAGACAUGGAAUCUCGUGCGAACAUCCUGAUAACAGAGCUGUUUGACACCGAGCUAAUUGGGGAAGGGGCCUUGCCAUCUUACGAGCACGCUCACAAGCAUCUUGUACAGGAGGGAUGUGAGGCAGUGCCUCACAGAGCCACGGUGUACGCCCAAGUGGUGGAGUCGAAACGCAUGUGGUCAUGGAACAAGCUGUCUCCCAUUCCUAUCCAAGCGGAAAGUGGCCAGAAGACCAUUGUCCUCCCACCAGAAAUGGACGUUUGCCCCGGUGCGCCAUCGGUCUGCGACAUCCAGCUGAAUCAGAUGCCCUGGCGGGACUUUGUGCCACUCAGUGAAGUUCUCACUAUGUUCAGUAUAGAUUUCAGUAAGCCGGUCAGCAGAGCUUCUGCCUCCUACACCGUGAAGCUGAAACCCAUCAAGUCUGGCAAAGCCCAAGUGGUCCUCUCCUGGUGGGAGAUUGACAUGGACCCUGCUGGGUCCAUAAAAUGCUCCUUGGCUCCAUAUUGGGUACAAAGCCCUUUUGAAGAGAACCCGUGGAGAGACCAUUGGAUGCAGUGUGUCUAUUUCCUUCCAAAUGAGGAACCUUUGUCCCAAGGCCAGAGCGUGGACUUGACGGCUUUUCACGAUGAUUACUCUGUGUGGUAUAAGCUUCAGAAAAGCAGAAAUGAAGAAUCGAAGACUUCUGAGCACACCAAUAGGCCAGUGUGUGUGUGUCAGGCCCACCUGCUAUGGACCCGGCCACGGUUUGGAGAACUCAAUGACUGGGAUCGCACCUCUUGCUAUUUUCAAGCUCUGAAGAAAGUAAGAUUUACAGAAUCACCUGUGAUCUCCUGCCUUGAUGUCUGUGUUGCUCUGUUCACUAGGGAAAUGAUCCCUGUUUACAUUGCGGUUGCCCUCGGGGCUGAGUGGGUGUUUACGCUGGAGUGUUCUUCGCUUUCUUGCUCACUCAUGCAAAAAAUUUUUACGGCCAACCGUUUGGAAGAUGAAAUUACCAUUCUAGAAAAGCAUCCUGAAUUGUUAACCCCCUCCGAUUUUCAAGGCAGGAAGAUAUCCCUUUUAAUCGGCGAGCCUUUCUUCUCUACGAGCCUGCUGCCCUGGCACAAUUUAUAUUUCUGGUUUGCCCGGACGGCUUUGGAGAGCCAUCUUUCCCGUGACGUGACCGUCCUUCCCCAAUCGGCUUCUCUCCACCUGAUGACGGUGGAAUUCAAGGAUUUGUGGCGAAUCCGAAGCCCGUGUGGUACCUGUGAAGGUUUUGAUAUGCGCCUUAUGGAUGACAUGAUAAAGAAUUCCUUAGACUUCCGAGAAUCGAGGGAAGCCGAGCCCCAUCCACUUUGGGAAUACCCGUGCAGAUCCACCUCUGAUGCCCUGACAGUUCUGACCUUUGACUUCCAGCAAGCCGUACCAGAACAUCCUCUGAUGAACGAAGGCAUCAUAAACCUGUCACGGUGUGCAAAAAGUCACGGAGCUGUUCUGUGGAUGGAGUACCACCUGGCGCCUAACGUUUCCAUUAGCACAGGACUUGUGCAGGAUUCAAAUGAAAAGGACUAUUGUCAAUGGACCCCUCACUGCAAGCAGGCGGUCUAUUUCUUCAGUUCAGCACUUGAACCAGGUUCUCCUGCCAGCGGUCCCUCAGCAGUUGCGUAUGCUGUAAGUUUCGAUCCAGCGACAGGAGAGGUCAACAUGGACUUUAAACCCUUAAUUUAACACAGCCUCUUGUUGUGAUAUCAAAAGCAUUUAUCUCCCUUUUAGCUUGAUCAAUAAAUACAUCCACAGACGGC
Protobothrops mucrosquamatus (brown spotted pit viper) is the source of this 2244-nucleotide messenger RNA. RefSeq names its product protein arginine methyltransferase 7 (gene PRMT7). The transcript is spliced from 17 exons. The record is from RefSeq and is a predicted model, not a curated record. Gene Ontology annotation, biological process: peptidyl-arginine methylation. The coding region runs from base 5 to 2170 and encodes 721 amino acids. Gene Ontology annotation, molecular function: protein-arginine omega-N monomethyltransferase activity. Lineage: Eukaryota; Metazoa; Chordata; Lepidosauria; Squamata; Viperidae.